AUGGAAACACAAUCUCAAUCAGAACCUUUCGUUGAAUCAAAUGUAAAAACGAAGACAGAUAAAGCAUGUGAACAUAUAACUAUAGUUAAGGAUGAAAAAGGAAACAAAAGUUACAUAUGUAAUUUUUGUGAAAUUUUUUGGCGUGGUGGUGGAAUAAGCAUAGCUAAGAAACACCUUGUCGGUGUUAGUGGUGACAUAUCAGUUUGUACUAAAGUAUCUCAAGAAGUCCGUUUCUUAAUGCACGGUCUUUUAAAAGAAACGGCACAAAAGGAAAAACGCAAAGCUAGUGGUGAUGGCAUAAACAAUGUUACUAUCUCGGAUGACGAUGAAGAUACGGAAGAAACACAAAAUCAAAAUGUCAAAGCACAUACUAAUAAGGAAGGAAAACGGAAAGAAGCAAUCAGCCGUCACCCUCCUUAUGCCUCCCUCACCGGCCGCCACUCCCACUUCUUCACCUCCGAUCGCCACCUCUCUUAUCUCUUUCUUGUUGCCGGCGACAACGAGGACCACCCGCUUCUGAGACCGUUCCACAGCAGCCAACCUCUCUUCGCCACCGUUGUUGAAGCUGAACCACCCGGAGACCCACUGUUGACGAUGACGGAGAAAGGAAUCACCCACAGGUCCGCCGACGGACGUAAAGCAUUGUUGUUGUUGUCGCAGAUCGAUCAUGCUUCCUUACCGGUGACGAAGAGGACACCGGUGGGUCCGUUCUUCUGCCGUUGCUGCCUCCAUUUCGCGCAGCUGCUGCCUACCGUCAGGAUCGUCGCAUGCCACCGUGGAGGAGUUAACCACCAUGGUCGCCAGCCAUGGUGGCUGCCGCCACUCACUACCACCGGCAACCAAGUUCGGGAAUGUGUCAGCCAAAAGUUGGGGUCGAGUAUGCGGGACUUCAGCAAGUGUGGGAUUGUGUCUUCGGGACUUCAUCAAUGUGAGACUUCGGGCUCAAAAACCUCUUCCCGUCCUCUUCCCCAUACAACAUUGGGCCUGACUCUUCUAUCCACUUCUAACCUAAACUUAAAAAAACACCCUACACAAAAAACACGCUACGCAAAGAAAAAAAAACGCCGCAACACCCUUCUUCUUCGUUCGUUCGUUCUCAGCACCCUUCUCAUCCCUGUUGAAGAUCGAUUCCAGCCGACCCUGCCCUUUCGUUGCCGGACUGGUCACCCUUCUUCUUCGUUCGUUCGUUCGUUCUCAGCACCCUCUGCUGCUGCCAAGCGCAGUUUCGAUCCUUGCUGCCAUCGUCUUCAACAUCAGCAGCCUGCAGAUAUUAAAAAACAAAUAUGCUUCUCAUUACAUUCUGCAACACUUUGGUUCACAUUUUCUGCUGUAGAGUCUCGUGCUCGUUCGCUGCUUCGCCUCCUGAGUCCCGCCUCUACGCUUUGGACUUGCUCUGCAUCCGAUUCCUUGCGUCCACCUCCUGCGACCCCCACCAGGAUCGACUGCCUUCUUCCGGCGACUUCUCUACCUUCGACCAGGUUCUUCUCCGGCGACUUCAGAUAUUUCCUAAAUUCGUUGACAUCAAUGGGUAGCAAGAAAAGGAGCUCUGAUAGUGUAGAAGAAAUAGAUAUCCAGAAGAGCAAUACAAGCUCUGAUAGCAAAGUUUCGAGUGAGCAUUUGAAAAAGAAGAUUAAAAAGGUGACGAAGAACGAAGAGGAGAUAGAAAAAUCAAAUAAUAACGAUAACAGCUCCAAUGGUGUUAAACCAAUGGAGAGGAAGAAAAAACGAAAAGCAUUAGAUAAAGAAAAACACCGCGCUACAUCGGGUGAUAACGCUGAAGUGAAGCCAAUUCUAGCAAAUUUGGAGGUCAAAGAAGUUGAGAAGAGUAGAACAAGUAACAGUUUGCCUGAGUUUCAUAUAGGCGUGUUUAAGGAUUUGGGAUCUGCCGAUGGUUUGGUAAGGGAAGCUGCUGCAGAGAGAUUGGUGAUGGAGUUGCAGGUGGUUCAGAAGGCUUAUAAUAUGCUCGAGAAGAAGGAAGAUGUUGAUGGUGGGUUGAAAUUGGAAGCUGAGAAAGAGGAUGGAUUGAAUAACUGUGCACCUUCCAUAAGAUAUGCUGUCAGAAGGCUUAUUCGUGGUGUUUCCUCAUCAAGAGAGUGUGCAAGACAAGGGUUUGCAUUGGGCUUGACUAUGUUAGUUGGUGCAGUUUCUGAUAUUGCAUUGGACUCUUUGCUGAAACUUAUAGUUGACUUAUUGGAAGUCUCUUCUUCUAUGAAGGGACAGGAAAUCAAAGAUUGUCUUUUAGGUCGUUUGUUUGCUUAUGGUGCUCUUGCAAGAUCAGGAAGACUGAUUCAGGAAAGCGAGUAUAUUAAGGAAUUCACUGGUGCUGUUAUUACACUAGCCACCAAGAAACGUUAUCUCCAGGAGCCUGCUGUUGUUGUUAUCCUGCAGUUAGUUGAAAAGUUGCCUGUUAAAGUUGUCUUGAAGCAAGUUCUUGAUGCUCCUGGUCUCCAUGAAUGGUUUGAAGGAGCCACAGAAGCUGGAAAUCCUGAUGCAUUACUUCUAGCUCUUAAACUAAGAGAAAAACUAUCUGAUGACAACAGAUCAUUUGGGAAGCUUUUGCCAAAUCCAUACAGUUCUAGCUCAAUGUUCUCUCCUGAACAUCUAUCCAUUCUUUCAAAUUGCCUAAAGGAGUCAACAUUUUGUCAGCCUCGAGUUCAUGGUGUGUGGCCUGUUUUAGUGAAUAUCCUUUUACCCGAUGUUGUCCCAGAAGGCACUGAUUCAUCAACAGGAUUAAACUCUACAAAGAAGCACAAAAAGAAACCCAAAUCGAGUUCUUAUGAAGAAGAUCUACAGAAAAACCUACAAAAUUUCUGGGAUGUUAUCAUCGAAGGGUCGCUUCUUUUAUCCUCUCAUGAUCGAAAACACUUGGUGUUUGAUGUUAUGCUUCUUGUUCUACCAAGACUCCCUGUUUCUUGCAUACCAAUUGUUUUAUCCUACAAGAUUGUCCAAUGUCUAAUUGACAUACUUUCCACAAAGGAUUCAUGGCUUUACAAAUUUGCACAAUACUUUCUUGAAAAGCUGUCAGAUUGGGUCAGCAAUGAUGAUGGAAAACGGGUAGCUGUAACCAUGGCUCUACAAAAACACAGCAAUGGGAAAUUCGACUGCAUUACAAGGACUAAAACUGUAAAAGAUCUAAUGUCAGGUUUCACUACUGAACCUGGCUGUAUGCUUUUCAUUAAAAACCUAAUCGACAUGUUUCUUGAUGUGCGACCUUUAGAAGAACCAUCUGACCAAAGUCAAACAACUGAUGAUAAUUCAGAAAUCGGUUCGAUUGAAGAGAAAGAUGUCACUUCAGAUUUUCUCAAAAGUUGGGUUGUGGACUCUCUUCCAAGUGUUUUAAAACAUGCAAAGCUUGAUAAGACUGAGGAUUCAAACGAGCUGCCUGAAGGUGAAGGAAAGUUUGGUGUUCAGAAAGAAAUCUUGAAGUUUUUAGCUGUUCAGGGGUUGUUCUCUUCAUCUUUAGGGACUGAAGUGACUUCAUUUGAGUUAGAUCAGAAGUUUAGAUGGCCAAAAGCAGCAACUUCAAGUUCUCUUUGCAGGAUGUGUAUUGAACAGCUGCAAUUACUUUUGGCCAAUGCUCAAAAAGGAGAAUGGCCUCAUACAGUUACAAGUGGGAAAGAAGCUAAUGAUCUUGGUUCUUAUUUCAUGAAAUUUCUCAGUGUUUUGCGCAACAUUCCAUCUGUAUCCCUCUUUAGGUCAUUGAGCGAUGAAGAUGAAAAGGCUUUCAAGAAAUUGCAAGCCAUGGAAAAUUGGCUUUCCAAAGAGGAAAGGAAUUGUGGGAUGAGUGCAGAUGCUCACAGAUUGCAUGCAUUGAGGUACUUACUCAUCCAAUUGCUGCUCCAAAUCCUACUCAGACCAGGGGAAUUCUUUGAAGCUGCUUCUGAAAUCAUAAUUUGCUGCAAAAAAUUCUUCCCAUCACCCGAUCUUCUUGAUUCAUCUGGAGAUGAUGAAGCAGAUGCAGAUGGUGAUGAUGCACCUGUGUUAAUGGAUGUUUUUGUUGAUACACUCUUAUCAUUGCUUCCUCAAUCAUCAGCUCCCAUGCGAUCCUCCAUUGAACAGGUUUUCAAAUACUACAGUGAUGAUGUGACAGACGAUGGUUUACUCCGAAUGUUGAAAGUUAUAAAAAAAGAUUUAAAACCCGCAAGGCGUCAGGAUUCCGAUACUGAAAAUGAUGAUGACACUGAUGACGAUGAUCUUCUAGAAAUCGAAGAAGCUGAAGAUUCCGAUGAAGCGGAAACCGGUGGUGAAGCUGCUGAUGACCAAUCCGAAGACUCCGAGGGAAUUGCUGAUUCCGCCGGAAAAGAAGAUUCCGAUUCCGAUUCCGAUGGCGGAAUGGAUGAUGAAGCCAUGUUUAGAAUGGAUUCGUAUCUGGCGCAGAUCUUUAAAGAGAAACGAAACCAAGCAGGAGGGGAAACUGCUCAUUCUCAGCUUGUUCUUUUCAAACUCCGUGUUCUUUCCUUGCUUGAAAUCUACCUCCAUGAGAAUCAAGGUAAACCACAAGUAUUGAAGGUGUUCACAAAUCUUGCACAAGCAUUCGUGAACCCCAAUACAACUGAAGGAAGUGAACAGUUAGGUGACAGGAUCUGUAAAAUCAUGGAACACAAAAUCUUCAAAGCAAAACAUUAUCCAAAAGACGAAUCUGUUCAGCUAUCACUUCUCGAGCCUCUACUUGAAAAGAAUCUAAAAUUGGCAUCAAAACCUUUCAAAAAGAAGAAAUCAGCAAUCACUCCAUCAAAAAAGAAACAAUCAGCUUCGUUUCAACGUUACAGAAAGAUUGUGAAUCUCGCCCAGAAUUCAAUCUACUGGAUCUUGAAGAUCAUUGAUUCUAGAAGCUUCAAGGAAGAUGAAUUGGAGAAGGUGUUUGAGAUUUUUAAAGGGGCUUUAACCCGUUAUUUCGAUGGGAAAAACUCGAUGCUCAAGUUGAAUUUCUUGAAGGAGAUUUUCAGGAGGUGGGCGUGGAUCGGGAGACGUUUUUUCGGGUUUUUAGUUGAGAAAUGUGGAGGGGCGAAAUCGAAAUUUCGGAGAGUUGAAGGGCUUGAUUUGGUGUUGGAGAUUUUGAAGCCUUUGAACAUUGAAGGAAGCGAUGUUGGAAAGAAGAUGGUGAGUAAACAUAUGUCUGAAAUUUGUGUUUUGAUUAAGGAAUUGGUGAUGAAUAUGCCUGAAAAGCAAUCCAAAAGGGCGGAAGUCAGAAAGUUUUGUGGGAAAUUAUUUACGAUUUUCACCAAUUUAAAGUUAUCCGCUAAGUUUCUUGAGUCUUUGGAUCCGGAAGUUUCUGUGGCGUGUGAGGGGCAAAUUGGUAAAGUGUUUCUUGAUUUGAAGAAACAACAAGUUUAGCGUAGGGUUCUUGAAAAAGAUUUGGAGAUGAAGCUAAAGUGUGAGAUUUUAGAGCUUCAUAAAAUUUUGAAGGGAUCUUUGUUUUAUUUUUAAGAAACUUUAUAUUCUGGAAUCACUAUACGAAUGUUUGCAGUUGCUUAGUUUUAUUAGAGCAUUUUAUGUUAUAAACUUUUGAAUAUUAUUUUCAUGUACUAUUGAACAAGAAUAUCCUCAUUGCUUACAUUUUUUCAACGUUUUAAAUACCC
Messenger RNA from Lactuca saligna, 5579 nucleotides. Lineage: Eukaryota; Viridiplantae; Streptophyta; Magnoliopsida; Asterales; Asteraceae. The record is from the annotation of a GenBank genome assembly.